AGUCAUUGGAAAUUACUGUUGUAGAGUUAGUUUCAUUUCCUGCUUUGCUUUCAGCACCAAGUGGCUUUGCAGCUGCAGAGCCCAUUUUAAACUGUGUUUCCUGUUUAUCUCUCACUUAAUUUAACCCUGAAUGUAAAAUGCUGCUGCUUUUUAGCUGUAUGAUUAUUGCAGGUAAGGUGAUGAUGUUAUAUAUUAUUUCAUAUUUAACAAUUGAAGUUUUUUCUGUGUAAAAUUUUAUUUAGCAUUAAGCUUUCAUGGUAAAUACAAUUUAGUGAAGUCUUAUUUGCCAGUUAAAAUACUUGUAUAUUUGUAUUGACUUUGUUGGUUUGUAAUGUGUGUUUCUCUCUUUGGUGUUGUAAUGUAGCAAUCUGGCCCUUGCAGUCCUAGUCUUUCUCAUGCAUGAUGUUUAAACAAAUGUGUGUUAGUAUAUGCCUGAUUACAGAAUUUGAUAGAAUGCAAAACAAUUGUUACCUUUCUAAAGUUUGUGGUUUAGGAACAAGACAGCUAAGUUAAGAAACAACUACAUUUUUACUAUUGCUUUGUUCGAAGUGCAGCUACCGUUAUUCAUUUGCUGAAAAAAAGGAUGGAUUAAAAAGAAGAAAAGCUAGGGAAGGGAUUGAAUUCUGCAUCUUUGCUCAAAAGGAGAAAGUUGGCAUAGUAUAUCUGCUACAUGUCCCCUUCUCUAAGGUAAUAUUAGAUGAUGUGUUUGAGUCACCUUCUAUUAACUAUAUCUAAUUGUUCACUUCAGGUAUCAAAGCAGAGGAUCCACUUUAUGGACUGAAGAGCAGCUUAUUGUGUCUACAAGUUAAAAUAUCAUCACCAUUCAAAGACUUUCACUGGAUGGUUAAUGAUACAGCCAUAGUUUCUGGAAAUGACACCAAUCCAGUCUAUGAAGAAAAAGUGGAUUAUAAUCCCAGAACUCGUAGCUUGUGUAUCAAGAAACUCACAGAAUGGGACAGCGGUGUUUACAAAGUUUCAGUUGUUUAUCCAAAUUUCAAAACGUGGAAUGAGAAAUACAGAGUUAUAGUUCAAGGUAAGUCCAAUAUACUGUCCUUCUUUAUUUUGAUUUUGAUUAUUAUUUGAAGAAGUACUUAUCAUCUCGGCUUGAAAUACUCUUUUUUUAAAACUCUUUUUCAUCUCUGGCCAAGUUAAUCUUGCUGAUGUUGUUUUACCCCAUGUAAAAAUUGAAUUGUUCAGCUCUGCCACUUCCAUAUAAAUUGUGCAUUGAUGUAUAGUGCAGUAAUGCCCACAUGUUGUUACUGUGUUAUGCAGUUGUCUUUGACAGGUGAACUGUCCGAGGUUUGUAUGGAUACAAUUGGUAGAUGAUUCCAAUAAGUGCCACUAGAGGGUGCCAGCAACUUACUUAUAACUGAAAUGUAUCUGCAUAUGUUGAUGUUGCAGCACCUGUUCCUGAACCAGUUAUCAGGGUGUCACUGAUGGGCUCAAAUCUGUCUGCUGGAUUCUGUAACAUGUCAGUCAACUGCUCUGUCCUGGGUGACUGGUUGUUGGCCUCCUGUGAUGAAAACAGCUGCAGAACAUCUCAGAGGUCAUUCAGCAAAGUCAACAUCACAAUCUUAGCUCAGAACAGAUAUGUCAUCUGCAGAGGACACAACCAUGUCAGCUCACGCAACGCCUCAAAAAGCAUUGCAGAAACAUGUAAAUAUGCUGUACCACUUACUCAGUGACACCACUGAGGUUCACAUUUCAGAAUAUUUACACUCCACUACUAGUUAUGUCAGUAUCUGAGAUGUUUUUUAUGUCUUUUCAGGUAAUGGCUUUUUGGAUACUGAACAUCAAGAGACACCACAGCCAGCCAACAUAAUAUUGUUAGUAGCAGUUGCUGUAGGGGUUUUUGUUUUCUUUGCUGUUGUUGCUGUUCUUGUCUGUUUGACAAAGCAAAGGUAUUCAGCAAAGUACGAUCCCAGUCAGGUAAGCCGCAUUUACUAUGCCAUAUUCAAAUUGACCUUUUGGGUCUAACUUUCUAUGCAAAAUGAAAAUUUUAAUGACAUGAUGAUGGGCCCUUUAUCAAAACAAGUGAAACUAACAGGCUGCUUGCACAGUUGGUGCAUGCACACUGCAAAAGUCUUUAAAUGGUUGCAAUGAAAUACUUCUUAAUGUGAAACCAAAGUAUCUUAGGUGUUGUUUAUUUUAUACUUGAUUGUUGUUUCACAUACAUGUAAGUUAAUAUAAAGCCUGUCAAUUCACCCCAGCGACAACCACAGAGCAGAGGUUUGUCCUCCUCUUCCUCUCAACCUGAGGCCCCUUAUGAAAACAUGGAUGUCACACAGCCCAGCCAGACUACUGGUCCUACAAGCUCACAGGUGGGGUCAGGAUCAAACCAAAGCCAGCCAGUGGAUACUGUCUACAGCGUUUUACAGCUGCCACAUUUGAAUAACUCUCAUGGGAAACAUGACACAAAUGGACAUGAAACGGCACAAGCAUCAACUUCAGAGUCUGGGGAGGCAGAGCACCACAAACAGGUUGACACAGUGUACAGCGUGUUGCAGAAGCCAAAGAAAUAAACAUGGACCUGUUUGCUCGGUCUGUUGGAGAGCCCUGUCUGAGAGUGGAACUGAUGGUCAUGGACACUCAAACACAAUUCACAAUUUACAACUGACUUAUCUUUUACUUUACUUUUGAAAUUCUACAUAUCAGUUGGUUAUCUUCAGGGUCUGACAUUAAUUUUUUGACUGGCCAAGACUGUAGGUAGAUCCUCCAGUAGAGUAUAUUUCUUUGAGAUGCUUAAGUAUCAAUUUGAAUAAAAACUUUGAAAAAGUACUCAGAGCAACAUUUGUGAACUGAUCAUUAGUCAACUAUUCUAAACAUGCCUCACCAGCUUUGGCUGUAUUUUUUACAGGUGCAUAAAGUUAGAGAACUGUAAUUUCAGCAGGAAUUGGCAAAACUUCCCAUCACUGCACAUUUGUAAUGCAUUCAUUUACCAUUGAGUGAGUACAAAAUGCACAUUUAAAGAGGCAACUUCUUCCAAAAAGACACUUAGGCAGAAAAUAGGACAGAAAUGUAGGUGAUCUUCAUAAAAUGAUGCAGAAAAAGUGUAGCAAAUUUCACCAGAAUGCAGGAAAUAGUGGUCUAUGUUCAUUUCCUGUCUUGUAGUUUCUGCUAACCACCUUUCAUUCCAGGCGAACAUACUCUGUGCUCAUGUUGUCGAAUAUUCCUGUGCAGUGUUUAUCUCUUUGUGUAUACAGAAGGAAGAAAGAUGAGGACUUUGAUUUAUUGCUCACCUGGCGUGGUUGGCCAGUUGUAAGUUUGAUAUAAUUCUUCAGAAUGAACUUUAUCAAGCAGCAGAUAAUGGAAAUAAUUUUGGGGAUCAGGGGAAUUAUGGUUUUUGGGAACUUGCACAAAGGAAUUUUUCUGGUUCCAAAAUUAAAAAAACAGCUUCCACAGUCCAUCCAGGGUUUGAUGGAAGAAAGUCCCAAGUGCUUUUUCUGUUCUUAAAUUAAAAUACAUAGGAAGUUCUGUCAAGUUCAGAUCUUAGAUUGGUUACUUUAGUCAUUUAGCAUCAAAUGUCAUGUUGUCUACACUGUUGCUAAUGUUGAUUAUUCAUUGUAUAAAUCAUUGCACCAUAGGAAACUUUAUGUUGCUACCUAAAUAAGUGAUCUUUUUGGUGAGUAUCUAAGGAUAUCUCAGGCCUGCCUUCCUAGAAAAGCCUUCUCACAGCUUUUCUUAAGUUUCAGAAGUCAUUUCUGGCAUUGCUGUCUGCACACUUGUAGAACUGGACUCAUUCAACAAGGUAACAUUGCUUACGGCAUAAAUGAGAUACUAUUAAUUUACUUAUUGAUCCCAACCUCUUUGAUUGGGGGGCUUGUAAUGACAGUAUGUUCUUUGUCAUAGGAGUCUUACUCUAUAGUGCUUCAGCUACCUUCACACUUCCAUUUAUUAUUGUUGCAGUGACUGUGUUUAAUGUUUCUGUUUGUGAUUCUGUUCAUGCAUUGAGUAACAUUUGGCAAAUAUACCACAAAAAACUGUC
Xyrichtys novacula (pearly razorfish) is the source of this 3985-nucleotide messenger RNA. The record is from the annotation of a GenBank genome assembly. Lineage: Eukaryota; Metazoa; Chordata; Actinopteri; Labriformes; Labridae.